ACGCCGCUCGGCAGUCCCUUCUCCGGCUGCCGGUGGUGAAUCUCCUCUCUCCUCCCUAGGAAACCUUCUCCUCUCUUAUCAGAGCAGCCGCUCACACUCCAGGGGAAUCCUCCAGAGCCACCACAGCCUCGCAUUACCGCAGCCAGAAGAACUCAGGACGAUGGAGCCGCUGGUCGCUGCCAUUGACCAGGGAACCAGCUCGACGAGGUUUCUGGUAUUUAAUGCAAAAACAGCUGAAGUGAUCAGUCACCAUCAAGUAGAGAUAAAGCAAAGUUUCCCCAAGGAAGGCUGGGUGGAGGAGGACCCCAGGGAGAUCAUGCAGUCCGUCUACGAGUGCAUGGAGAGGACGUGUGAGAAACUCUGCCAGCUAAACAUCGACGUCUCCAACAUAAAAGCGGUGGGAGUGACUAAUCAAAGAGAAACAACCCUGGUUUGGGACAAACAGACGGGAGAGCCGCUCUACAACGCCAUCGUUUGGCUGGACCUGCGCACCCAGUCCACCGUGGAGAGGCUUAUUAACAAAACCCCCGGCCAGAACAAGAACCACCUGAAGCACAAGACGGGGCUCCCCAUCAGCACGUACUUCAGUGCUGUGAAGCUGCGCUGGCUGCUGGACAACGUGGACGAGGUGUAUGAGGCCGUGCUGAACGGACGAGCCAUGUUUGGAACCGUGGACUCCUGGAUCAUCUGGUGUCUGACAGGAGGCAGGAGCGGAGGAGUCCACUGCACCGAUGUGUCUAACGCCAGUCGCACCAUGCUCUUCAACAUCCACACCAUGGACUGGGACCCGGAACUCUGCAGGUACUUUGACGUCCCCAUGGAAAUCCUGCCCAAAGUGAGGAGCUCCUCUGAGAUCUAUGGCUGGGUGAAGUCUGGCUCGCUGGCAGGAGUUCCCAUCUCAGGGUGUCUGGGAGACCAGUCAGCUGCUCUGCUCGGUCAGAUGUGCUUUGAGGAAGGACAAGCCAAGAAUACGUAUGGGACUGGCUGCUUCCUGCUAAGAAAUACAGGGACCAAGCCCGUGAUGUCGGAGCACGGCCUGCUCACCACCGUGGCCUACAAGCUGGGGAAAGACCAGCCCUCCUGUUACGCCCUGGAGGGUUCCGUUGCCAUUGCAGGGGCAGUGGUGCGAUGGCUGAGAGACAACAUGGGCAUCGUGCAGACCACCUCCGAGAUCGAGAACCUGGCAGCGGCAGCAGGCACUUCUUACGGCUGCUACUUCGUCCCAGCCUUCUCUGGCCUCUACGCUCCCUACUGGGAGCCCAGUGCAAGAGGAAUCAUCUGUGGACUCACACAGUUUACCAACAGGAACCACUUAGCCUUUGCUGCUCUGGAAGCUGUGUGUUUUCAGACCAGAGAGAUCCUUGAUGCGAUGAACCAGGACAGUGGGAUUCCUCUGACCCAGCUGGGGGUGGAUGGAGGCAUGACCGCCAACAGGUUACUGAUGCAGCUGCAGGCAGACAUCCUCUGCAUACCUGUCGUGCGGCCCACCAUGCCGGAGACCACGGCCCUGGGGGCGGCCAUGGCGGCCGGGGCAGCGCGGGGGGUGGACAUUUGGAACCUGAGUCCUGGACAACUCCCUCACGUCACGUCGGAGAGAUACGAACCUCAGAUCAACCCUGAAGAGAGUGAGUUCCGCUUUGCUCGCUGGAAGAAGGCUGUGCAGAAGGCCAUGAACUGGGAGACGACAGAGACCUGCAGCUGCAACGGCAACGGUUUAGGAAGGAAGACGAACGGCCACCCCACCUCUCUUUCCAUCCCAGCGGACCCCUAAGAUAAACAGUAAGAAUGUUGUGGCACCACCGUGUCCUGUGAACGACUACAGGCCGAGACUGAAGAGGAAACGUGUUUGCCGUGAACGCAGGACUUGACUACUCCAUGUGACGUGUCCUCACAGAUGAACCUUCUCCAAGCUCAUGCACCUGAAGCGCCGGCUCAUCCAGGAAGAACGUGGGCCUUACUGCAGCAACCAGGGAUCAUUCUCUCAAAAAAGGGCGUCUUUAAAACCACCCAGUUCCAACUGUGAAUCUGCCUCCAACUCGGUGUGCAGCACCGCGCAGGGAAAAGUCAGAGAGACUGGCACUAUUUCUUUCUUGUGACUGCAACAAUAGUGGAUACUGUAUUGAUUUUUAUUUUUUAAUCCUUUAUUCUACACCAGGGGUCGGCAACCCGCGGCUCUGGAGCCGCAUGCAGCUCUUUAGCGCCGCCCUAGUGGCUCCUGGAGCUUUUUCACAAAUGUUUCACCUUUUUUUCUUUUUUUUUCCUCUGUUUCUUUUUUUCUCUUCAUUCUUUUUCUUAUCUUUUUUCUUCCUUUAUCCUUUCCUUUUUAAUCUCAACAUUUCGACUUUUGUCUCAAGAUUGUACUUCAACAUUAAUCUUGACAUUUCGACUUUUUUCUCGAAGUGCAUAAUGAAAAAAAAAAUCUUCCCCCAGUUCUAACUAAUAUAGAAACAUGCAGCAUGUGUUGUCUUCAUUCUAAGGCUGAUACAAGACUUUUCAUUGUUUGCAGCUCCAGACAUAUUCGUUUUUUGUGUUUUUGGUCCAAUAUGGCUCUAAAACAUUUUGGGUUGCCGACCCCUGAUCUACACUAAUGCUUGUAGUUUUUUCUGAGAUACACUGAGCCAAUGUUACAGAUGUUAGACAAGUCUUGUAAAUGGUUAAUAGGAUGUUUUUGCUCAAAUGAAUGAAGUGAAUGUACAGUGAGCUUUACUUGUUAAUCUGGGGAGGGUUGCAGCCCGACGACAGCGCAGGCACUUUAGCAUUUGUUCUGUGUAUGGUUAUGAGAGCUGUGCAGUUCUUUAAGGGAAUAAAAAUGAAGCCUGCUUUAACAAGGGCUCAGUUAAUUUUUAAACUCACAAUUUCCAAGUAUCACAUUUAUUUCCGGCUGAAGCUUCUCUGAACUGUGGAGGUCGACAAUCAAACUAAAGGCAUUGUAGUUGGUAUGUUUUGUUUGGCAAAAGUGAACUUGUGUAUCACCCACAAUCAUAAAGAUUUAUACACUGCAAA
Molecule: messenger RNA, 3003 nt
Organism: Cololabis saira (Pacific saury)
Lineage: Eukaryota; Metazoa; Chordata; Actinopteri; Beloniformes; Belonidae
Product: glycerol kinase-like
Exons: 20
Coding region: 161-1771 (536 amino acids)
Biological process (GO): glycerol-3-phosphate biosynthetic process; triglyceride metabolic process; glycerol metabolic process
Cellular component (GO): mitochondrion
Molecular function (GO): glycerol kinase activity
Source: RefSeq, a predicted model, not a curated record